AUGGCGAAACAUACUUGCAGAUAUGCACUCGGAAUGCUCCUGGCGGCAUUGCUAGUCGACAGACGUUUCCACGCUCCGAACAAGCGCCCUGCCGCGUUCGCCCAUCCGCAAGCGCCCUGCCGCGUUCGCCCAUCCGCAAGCGCCCUGCCGCGUUCGCCCAUCCGCAAGCGCCCUGCCGCGUUCGCCCAUCCGCAAGCGCCCUGCCGCGUUCGCCCAUCCGCAAGCGCCCUGCCGCGUUCGCCCAUCCGCAAGCGCCCUGCCGCUUUCUCCCAUUCACAGGCGCCCUGCUGCAUUCACGCCUCCUCCACCUCUCAUGCCCCCCUAUCAAUCUCCCCGGAUCGUGAUACGCCAUUCAUUCUCCCAUCGGCACGCACCGCACCGCGUUCUCCCAUCCGUAAGCAUCCUGCCGCAUUCUCCCAAGCGUAUGCGCUUUGUCGUCUCCUCCUUUACUGCCUUGCACCACCGUCCCCUUCCCCCUCGCCUCCCGUCCUUGCGCCUCGACCCUUACCCACUCUGGUCCCUUCCUCCCUUGCAGGGAAGUCCCAUCCCCCCUCUCAUCCCUUCCUCCCUUGCGCCACCGUCCCAUCCUCCUUCUCCUCCCUUCCUCCCGUUGGCAGGUCCUCUGAUAGGCGCGCGCGAACAGGUGGGGUGAUGGAGCUGUGUGGCGUGGCGGAGGUGGCGCCGUCGGCCAGCGCGGAGGUGGCGCCGUCGGCCAGCGCGGAGGUGGCGCCGUCGGCCAGCGCUGAGGCGUCUGCGGAAGGGAGUAGUGUGGAGGAGGGGGAGGUGGAGGUGGUGGAUUUGGAGGAGGACGAGAAAGGCGGGAAAGAGAAAACGGAGGAAGUGGAAGGGGGGGUAGAGGAAGGGGAGGUAGGGGAAGGGGAGGAAGAGGAAGGGGAGGAAGAGAAAUUUGAGCUAAAGGAAGGAAAGGAAAAGGAAAAGACACAGGGGGAGUGGGUGGCGGAGUGUGAGGAAAACUAUAAGGAGGUUGUGUUCCCGAAGAAUGGAAAGGACAGUGUGGCAGUGAGGUGGAAGGAUGUAGAGCAGCUGAAACCAGGAAGAUUUCUCAAUGACACACUCAUUGACUUCUACCUCAAGCAUCUGGAGGUACAAGCCAUGGAACAGGGCCGCAUCGCCUUCCCGCUUGCUGCAGGCGACCAAUCACUGCCCGCACCACUGCCACCAGCAGCAACUGCAACAGUAUCAGAGGCAGCGGAAGAAGGUGCAGGUGGGGCGAGGCAGGCCCCUCCCUCAGUGCAUUUCUUCAACUGCUUCUUCUUCAAGAGGCUCAUCGGCGAGGAGAAGGCAGCGCACUCCCGCGUGCGUACGUGGACCAGGGGGGUGAACCUCUUCGCCUGUGACUUCGUCUUCAUCCCCGUCAACCUCAGCCUGCACUGGAGUCUUCUGGUCAUUUGCCAUCCCAACCGAGUCGUGUCAGUGCCACCACCGGCACCACCAUCAUUGCAAGCAGCAGCGGCACCACCGCUCCGUGACCCAGCUCCCACGCGCUCAUCGCACCACCCCGCCCACGAGGCAGCGCCGUGCAUUCUGCACUUUGACUCGCUGCCCGGGCUGCACGGGGACGUGGAGGAGGCCGUGCGCUCGUACCUCCAGCAGGAGUACCUCGUGCGCCACAACGUCUCCCCCACGCCAGUGAUCACAAACGCUUUCAACAAUCUGCCUGUGUUUCGCCCAAAGGUCCCCCGGCAGCCGAAUACGAGUGACUGCGGGGUGUUCCUGCUGCUGUACGCGCAGGAGCUGCUCUCCUGCAUGCCGCUCACCGUCUGCCGUGCGCCUGCCUGCCACCAGUGCAAAGAAGUGCUGUCCUUCCCCUGGCUGACUCCCGACUCAGCCAAGCCCAUGCGGGCCGCCAUCCGCCGCACCGUGCUGCUGCGAUCCGGCCUGGAAAAGCUCGUGACACGCGAGCCCAUGGCAGAGGCAUACGCGGAGAUGGAGGAGAGACAGGGCAAUGCUCGCAUGACGCAUGUCCUGCGGUUGCUCGCCCAGGUAGAGCAG
Molecule: messenger RNA, 2013 nt
Organism: Closterium sp. Yama58-4
Lineage: Eukaryota; Viridiplantae; Streptophyta; Zygnematophyceae; Desmidiales; Closteriaceae
Source: the annotation of a GenBank genome assembly